This is a messenger RNA of Nezara viridula (southern green stink bug), 1240 nucleotides long. NCBI's taxonomy places the organism in Eukaryota, Metazoa, Arthropoda, Insecta, Hemiptera, Pentatomidae. The record is from the annotation of a GenBank genome assembly.
AUGGAGCCAUGUGAUUCUCAACAAUGCAGCAACCUCACCUUCUGGGCACCCCAGGCAAGGGUUGCUGCUGGAGGAACCCGUAUGCUGGGCUGGAAUCUUAGCCCAGAAGAUCUUGUUCAUAUUCCAGAGCACUGGCUAAAAUACCCUGAGCCAAAACCUGUCUACAACUAUGCACUAGGAGUCCUAUAUAUUGUCUUUAUGUUUGUUGCCCUCCUUGGCAAUGGACUCGUGAUAUGGAUAUUUUCAUCAGCGAAAUCACUCCGAACCCCAUCUAAUUUAUUCGUUGUCAAUUUGGCGAUCUGCGACUUCUUGAUGAUGCUCAAAACACCAAUAUUCAUCUUCAACUCGUUCAACAGAGGCUUUGCGUUGGGUCAUACUGGCUGCCAAAUCUUUGCACUGGUCGGUUCUUUUUCAGGAAUCGGUGCGAGUGCCACGAAUGCGAUUAUUGCAUAUGAUCGAUACAGGGCUAUAGCUAAACCUUUCGCUGCGAAGAUGUCUCGCGCUAAAGCUGUAUUAUAUAUAAUCUUAAUUUGGGCAUAUGUCUCUCCUUGGGCUCUAAUGCCACUGUUCGAAGUUUGGAGUCGCUAUGUUCCAGAGGGCUUUCUAACUAGCUGCAGUUUCGAUUACUUGACUCGUUCGGAAGAAAUUCGCAAUUGGGUAGCAGUGAUGUUUGUCAUCUGUUACUGCCUCCCUCUUGGAUUAAUAAUAUAUUUCUACUCCCAAAUUGUUAGCCAUGUCAUCAUUCAUGAACACAAUCUUAGAGAACAGGCAAAAAAAAUGAAUGUCGAAUCUCUACGGAGCAAUUCAAACUUACAACAAACUUCUGCAGAAAUUAAAAUAGCAAAAGCUGCUAUUACGAUAUGUUUCCUUUAUGUUUGCUCUUGGACUCCUUAUGCUGUUUUGGCUCUAAUUGGCGCUUUUGGAAACCAGGACGUUUUGACUCCUGGAGUCACAAUGAUUCCUGCUUGUGCUUGCAAAGCUGUUGCUUGUCUGGAUCCUUAUGUGUAUGCUAUCAGUCAUCCUCGAUACAGGCAAGAGUUGAACAAGAAGUUUCCAUGGUUAGAAAUAAAAGAAACUCUUGCAUCUGAAACGGGGUCUACAGCUACCGAAUUGACUACGGCUACCAACAACUCAACUCCAGCUAAUCAACCGAAUACUAAAAAUGUUUAAUACACUGAUAUAUUUUUGUAACAUUUUAAUUGUUGAUCUGGAGGAAUAAUAAAGCUUAUACAAGAAUUAA